Molecule: messenger RNA, 882 nt
Organism: Coccomyxa subellipsoidea C-169
Lineage: Eukaryota; Viridiplantae; Chlorophyta; Trebouxiophyceae; Coccomyxaceae
Exons: 6
Coding region: 1-882 (293 amino acids)
Source: RefSeq, a predicted model, not a curated record
AUGGACGAAAGCACGAUCAGAUUGAUUAAUCUAAUCGAUGUACUGAGCGAGAAAUACAUCGAUGUACCCGAGAUUUCUGAAGAAUGCAUGAAUACCUGGAGCACUGAGCAAAUCACGUAUUACUAUGAGUCUGGUGGUACCAAUAAGCCAUCCUCCUUGAAUGGGAUGGCGUCUCAAGGGCAUGAUCAGCCAGGCGGUUCAGUGGAGCAGACAGAAGACCCAGCAGCUCAUAGAAACACACCCGCAUCCGCGCGUGCCAACCAAUUUGCAGCCACGGUUGCUGGGUACAGAGCACAGACCAUAGCUGAUGGUCUGCCUUCCAGGCCGCAUGGCCUGUUCCCACCGCGGGAUCCUCUUCUGAGGGAGCUAGCUGAAGAUCCAACGGCGCACCCUUUCGAGAAGCACCUUGCCGGAGAGCAUUCGCCCUAUGAGCUGCUCAGAAACGGCAGCUGGACAUCCGGUGAUGAAGCCGCUCAGGCCGGCUUUGACAUGCGCCUAUUUUAUAAGGACAAGCAGAGAGAUGACCGGUACGGCACCAUUUUGGGGGCAGCUCGGCUGGGGGACAGAGCAUCGAUAGGCAAUGGCUACUGGAUGUCUGCUCACGGGGGAGCUGUGGAGUCUCUGCUGGAUGAAGCCACAGCAGAGCUGGGAAAGAUGGAGUUCUCCCCCAUGCUGUCCACGAUAGAGGCUGGCUUCAAGAUCAAGAAGAGCGUGCCCCUGCACACCACUCUGCGCAUUGAAUGCGAGAUAAGGGAGAUAAAGGGGAUGCGGUGUUGGGUGGAUGGCUAUGUGAAGGACUUGAGUGGGGUGCUGCUGGCCAGCUGUCUGGCCCAGCUAGUCGACCUGCAGCAGCUGUGGGCCGCACAGGGGCAGUCGCCAUGA